Glycine soja is the source of this 1698-nucleotide messenger RNA. RefSeq lists its product as uncharacterized. The coding region runs from base 128 to 1402 and encodes 424 amino acids. The record is from RefSeq and is a predicted model, not a curated record. The transcript has 2 exons. NCBI's taxonomy places the organism in Eukaryota, Viridiplantae, Streptophyta, Magnoliopsida, Fabales, Fabaceae.
AGAUUAAAAAAUAGCGCAUGCAAAGAAGUGGGCGGUGAGCAAAUUCCGAAAAUGCGAGCUGCUUUGUUUGUUGUUAAUUGUUGAAUGUUGAUGGGCAACACCGUCACACAUUCUCCUGAGUUACGAAAUGAACACUCGCAAACACUCAAUUCCUUCACCGCGCAACUUCCCUUCCGCCAACACCUCUCCCGUCAAUUUCCGCCGCAGCUCCCCGAAGACUCACCUUUCCGCCAGGAAGCUCGCAGCGCGUUUAUGGCACUUGCGCUUUUUCAAUCUUGAAUCUUCUCCGCCACGUGUCAAGCGUUCAGCGCAAGAGGUUACCAGACGCGAUAGCAGGAAGCUUCUCGGAGAAACCAAAUUAAUAGGUGGUGAGUCUCUUCUCCUCUCAGAACUCCUUCGUGCUCAAACCUGCAUUAACAGGCUCAAUGCUGAAAAGCUUCUCUGGAAGCGUCGAGAACUCAAGAAGAAUCAAUCAAUGCUAGAGGACUUAAAGGAUAAGUUAGCCAGGGAAAGGACAAGUAGGGAGAGAAUGGAAUCAAUGAAUGCCAAAUUAGUUCUUGAGCUUGCCCAAGCAAAACUAUAUGCCAAGCAAUUUAUGGUUUACUACAAGGAGGAAAAGAGGAAAAGAGAAAUAAUAGAGCAAGUGUGCAACGAAUUGGCGAUGCAAAUAGGAGAAGACAAGGCUAAGCUGGAGGGAAUGGAGGAAGAGAGGAACAUGCUUCACAUAGCAGGGCUGCUGCGUGAAGAGAGCAUCCAAAUGAAGCUACUCGACGCCAAACUUGCCCUGGAAGAUAAGUAUAAUCAGAUGAUCCAAUUGAUUGCGCAUCUGCAAAGUUUCUUGAGCUCAAGAGGUGAUCAACAGGCAGCUCAAUCACUCAAUGUUGAAAUUUCAUGUGACUUCACCAAGUCAAAUGAUGUUUUUCAUGAGAGACUGAUUCAAGUUGAACCGUACUAUCCUUCCAGUCUCAUUGGCCCCUCUUCCACCGUCCACAUCGUAAGUCUUGAUGAAGAUCAUUCCCUCAACAAUAAUGCUAACCAAAACAUUCAUGGAUUAGGAACUGAGGCAGAAUGUUGUGAAAAUGCUUGUUACAAUCACUCUGAUUCCCUGGCACUACAAAAAUCACAAGAUUCAAAAAUUGUUAACUGUAAAGGGAGAUUCGCAAGAAACUUAGUUAAGACUACUUUUAUGAGUAAAGGUUCGGGUGAAAGUGGUUUCAGACAAUGGGAAUUAUUGGGACAACCAAAAUCUGCAGAGUCUGUGAAUCCGCACAUAACUCGUGGGAUGAAAGGAUGCAUAGAAUGGCCACGAGGCAUUUCCAAAAUCAAUUCCAAGGUCAUCCCUUUGGAAGAAAGAGUGCGAAAACAGAAAUCUCAGUUACAACAUAUACUUAAGCCGCAUUAAGGCCUUGUUUCAAGCAGAACAAAUAUAGAAACAGAUUUCGAUCAAAUUCCAUUUAUUUAGUUUUGUAUUCGGUUGUUCGUACUUCGUGGACCAGAUUUUUAGCUUAUUUCUCGAAAAUAACGUUGUGGUUUGGAAAACCAAACCAUUUUGAUAGCAAACGAUUGAUUAUUCAUUGACGGGUUACAUUAUCCAUAUUACCUUCAAAUAAUGUUAUGCACACUUUUUUUUUGUGAUCUCAUGAUAGAUUGUAAUUUGUUCAAUUUCGUGAUCAUUGUGUACUGAGGCUAUUGUUGCUC